Molecule: messenger RNA, 2735 nt
Organism: Magnolia sinica
Lineage: Eukaryota; Viridiplantae; Streptophyta; Magnoliopsida; Magnoliales; Magnoliaceae
Exons: 6
Coding region: 350-2572 (740 amino acids)
Molecular function (GO): nucleic acid binding
Source: RefSeq, a predicted model, not a curated record
CUUUCCUUCCACUCAAAACCGCAGAAACUCUCGAUUCCCGGCGAGGAUUCGCCGCCACAUUCCUCCAUUUUCCGGCGGUCGUUUGUCAGUUUCCGGCGUGCGAGAGAGACGGAAGGCUUUCCAUUCCGGCAGCAACGAUCUGACACCCCCGCUUGAAUCGGAUUCUCUGUUUCGUUUUUCAGUCUAACGCUCUCUUGAAAUUGCAGAGAUUGUGAUUCUUUCCGUUUCUAAUCCCUUGAGUUUUUGCUUAUCAAAUUAGGGUUUUUUGUUUUGUUUCUUCUUUUUCUUUUUCGGAUUCCUUUUUGGAUUCGUCGCUGUCGGAGGAGAAGGCGGUCUUCUUGCAAGAGAAAUGUCGAUGCAAGACCCUUCGCUUUGGGAUCGUCCCCUUCUUCAGUGGAGGGUUAUGGAGUUGAAGUAUGAGCUUAAGAGGAGGAAUAGACCAACAAACGGUUUGAAGGAGGACUUAGUGAGGCGGCUCAAAGAAGUCCUCAAUGAAGAACAGAGGGAGAAAAAAGAAAUUGGCAAUGAAUUUACUAGUUCUCAACCAACUGCCAAUUCAGACACAGUUAAGGAAGGAUGCGUGGAAGCUGACGAUGGUGAUGGGUCUGAAUCAGAGAAGUCCCAGCUGGUGGGUGACGAUAUGAAUUCAGCUAACAAUGAUGGUAAUUCCAGAGUGGUGGGUCUUGAUAAAAUCAAUGGAGAUCAAAGCAUGAAAUCAGAGAAGGCCCUGGUGUUGGAUGACGAUGUGAGUUCAGUGAACAACGACAACAGUGGCGGACUGGCAGGUCUUGAUCAAGUUCAUGGAGAUCAAGACGUGAAAUUGGCAUAUAAAUUUGAUCCUGAGUGCAGUGAGGUUGAUAACGUUGUUGUCGUCCCAGUUGAAAACAGCUAUUCAAUUGAUUCUCAGAAUGACUUUUGCAGGAAUGAGUUGAAGGAAGCAGAUGCUCUGGUUGCUGAUGAAAGCCAACUCCCUAUAUCCCGAACCAGUUACCAGGUAACUGAGACAGUCAGUCAGGUGGUAAACUGUCCUUCUACUUGCCCUUUGUCAAUUAAUCAAGAAAAUGAACUAAAGAGUGAUUUGAAUACUAAAAGUGUCCAUUUAGUACCUGCAUCAAUGAAUACUGAGGUGUUACACCUUGUUUCUAAUGAUGGUGGUGGUAUCAACAUGUCGAAUGUUCAAGUUGAAAGUGGUCGGCAGAUUGCUACUGAACGGGUAGAGGUUAGUCAUGCAGUGGAUGUUGACGUUAGUGACCAAAAUGUUGGUAUUGGUGGUGGGCCUUCAGAAAAUUUCAAUGGUGGUGGAAAUUUUCUUGGAGAAUCAGUGGAAGAGGAUGUGAUGGAGAAACAGAUGAUAGAUGCCAUCUCGAAUGAUGAGGAUACAAGAGAAAAGAUUGACAUCCCUGAAUCUCUUCAGGUGGAGGAAGAUGAUGCAUUUGAUGCUGUGGCAGAUCAAUACUCUGUCGAUGAUAAUUGUUUUUCUGGCAAGAGUGAGUCUUUGGAUCAGCAUGGCCAAAAGAGAAAAAUUGAAGAUGAGCCACCAUCAGAGAGCAAAUCUUUGAGAAGGCAGCGCAAACGGAAUGGUGUGAAUGAGUUAAAGAUGAUUGAGUUUGGGCAGCUUUCCUGUGUGGAAGCAGAGGCAUUCAAACUGGCAGAAGUUCCUGGAAAAUCUCCCACUGCUGCCCCAGCUCCCAAUUAUCCAAGACCUAGAGAUGGUCCCAAGUUGAUUCCCCUGCCUGCCAGGUCUGAUUCCUCACUUCAUGGAGACAUCCUGAUGGAACGAAUUGUUCCCCCACCGCAGCGAUCUCCAACGACUUCUUUGAGAAUAGACAAUUUCCUUCGACCAUUUACAUUGAAAGCUAUACAAGAGCUUCUCUCAAAGACUGGAACUGUCUGCAGCUUCUGGAUGGAUGAGAUCAAGACUCAUUGUUAUGUCACGUAUUCUUCGGUGGAGGAAGCAGUGGCAACCCGAGAUGCACUAUACAAUUCCCAGUGGCCUAUGAAUGGUGGCCGUCUAUUGAUUGUCGAGUUUGUUGACCCUGGAGAUGUCAAGGUCAAGGUCGAAGGACCUCAAGCACCACCAUCAACUGUUCCUGCGUUGACCUCUUCUCGUGUUCGGGCAACACCACCACCUUCGAAGUUUCAACGUUUGCGUCAGACACUGCAGCCCCUUGGUCAGCAACCUCUGCCUCCCAGACAGCAGCAGCCGCCUCUACCACCCAGGCAGCAGCUCCCUAUGCCCCCCAGGCAGCAGCUACCUCCACCUCCACCACCCAGGCAGCAGCUGCCUCCACCACCAAAGCAGCCACUAUCACCACCCCGUCAGCAGUUGCCUCCACCACCUCCGCUUCCUCUGCCGCCCCCCUACCCCCAUCCUUCCUCUGUCCGAGAGAGGCUUUUGCCGCCGCCUCCCAGGAAUCUCAAUCCACCUGUGACACUUGAUGACCUAUUCAGGAAAACACGCACUAAUCCUCGCAUCUAUUACCUUCCUCUUUCAGAAGAACAAGUUGUUGCCAAGUUGGCGGCCACCUCUGCCAGUCACAAUGAGAGUGUGGAUAUCCAUAGUAGGCAGUAGAUCUGUUUCAGUGUCAAUAUUCUAAAAUUUGGACUGGCCCUUAACUGAAGCACGUGCUGUUUGAAGCAUUCAAGAAAUUCAAUGCCUGGUGAGUUCUCCAAAAAACACAGAAUGAUCUGAACUAGUGAAAUCAGCCACUUGAACUUUGAAAUUGCAAUAAUCC